This is a messenger RNA of Gavia stellata (red-throated loon), 1926 nucleotides long. It is a transcript of the gene SF3B6, whose product is annotated as splicing factor 3b subunit 6. The coding region runs from base 94 to 471 and encodes 125 amino acids. NCBI's taxonomy places the organism in Eukaryota, Metazoa, Chordata, Aves, Gaviiformes, Gaviidae. Gene Ontology annotation, molecular function: mRNA binding. The transcript has 4 exons. The record is from RefSeq and is a predicted model, not a curated record. Gene Ontology annotation, cellular component: cytoplasm; ribonucleoprotein complex; nucleus.
GCCCCGCUGAGGCCGGAGGCGCGCUGCGGAGGAGGCCCGUUCUCUGCUGGUGUUUCUCUCCCAGGCCGCAGCUCCCUCCCUCCGACCGGCGCCAUGGCGAUGCAAGCGGCCAAGCGAGCCAACAUUCGGCUGCCUCCAGAAGUCAAUCGGAUCCUGUAUAUUAGGAAUCUGCCAUAUAAAAUCACAGCGGAGGAAAUGUAUGAUAUUUUUGGGAAAUAUGGGCCUAUUCGACAAAUCAGAGUUGGAAACACUCCUGAAACUAGAGGAACAGCCUACGUAGUCUAUGAAGACAUCUUUGAUGCCAAAAACGCUUGUGAUCACCUGUCAGGAUUCAACGUGUGCAACAGAUACCUUGUCGUUUUGUACUAUAAUGCAAACAGGGCAUUCCAAAAGAUGGACACAAAGAAGAAAGAGGAACAGCUUAAGCUUCUCAAGGAAAAAUACGGAAUUAAUACAGACCCACCAAAAUAAACUGAUCUUUUUGGAAAACUCUUUGCAAGCCCUGCCAUUGAGUUCUUGAACUAAACAUAGGAAUUCUCAAUGAAGUAUAACUUUUAUUUUACAUUUGAUAAGCUGUAAUUUGACUCUUUAGAUCUUCACAUUACAAUUAAAUAAAUGUAAAACAUCGGAAGAUCUGCUUUAAGAUUAAAUCCCCCUAAGUGGACAUAGCUUCUCCGUAUUGUAGGGGUGACCUGGUAAAUGCUGCGUAACGACAGUCCUGUUUCUGGCAGGACCUUACAAGAUGGGACUGAGCCCACUGCGUGUUUCACACCUCCUGAGGUUCUGCCCAGUCUCUGGGGCAGAAUUUAAGCGUACCAGCCAGUUAAUCCAGAGAGCUCAAGGGGCUCUGUGUGAGCUGCCUACAUGGAGCUAAAUUUCACUUGCUACUUUCUGAAAAUGGAGUAUUGCAACUAGUCUCCCUGCCACAGGGAUUUUUGUGCUUUUUUAAAAAAGUAUGGUUUGAUCGUUCAUCACACCUGUAUAUAUUGUACACAACUUAUUGCGCCUUUUUCCUUCUGGGAAUGUUUGAAGGAGCCUAACUCCAUUAUGUGAUCGUUAGACUACUUCUUACCAGAAACAAAGCAAGCCCAAAUCCAUGUUUGUAACAAAGUUUCUUUUACAAACUGUAGAACGUGAAUGGCCUUUUAAAAUGAUCCAACUGCUUAGGGGACUUCAGUCAAAAUACCUUGUUCCCAGUGAUUGAGACGAAAGAGAUAAGCUGCAGUAAAAUAAUCUUGCUUGGAUAGUGUGUUGCUGCAGGGCUGACUUGAUGGUAUACGAGGUGUUUAUUAGGUGUUCGAGGUUUGCAUUGAGGUUAGUAGGAGUGACAGGAAUACACUUCAUGGCUUUUAAUGUUAAGUAGAGAACACCCGACCAAAACAAGACAGUAGAUGAUGGUUGUAAUUUCAGAUACCUGUAGUGCGAUUGUUUUCUGCUUGGUGUGUUUGAACUGUAAUGUAUUUCAUGUACAUAAAUUUUUAGAUGUAGUAUCUGGUGGAGGAAAAAGAAAACAUUUAAAUUUUUUGGCUCUUUUUUUUCCAGCAUUCAUGUCCUGUGAAUAAAAAUGAAUGUGAUACAGAGUAUGCACAACCAGUAUAUUUUGGAAGUGGAAAAGAAUAGCUUCUACCUCUGUUCUGAACCAGCUGGAAGUCCUGUGAACGUUGGUAGCUAUCCUGCCUCUCGGGAGGAUUUAUUUGCUCAGAUGUGAUGUUUAACUCCCUGACCAGACAACUUCCAGCCAGCGCAGAACGUGGGCAGAUGCAAACAUACUUUGCCUGAGGAUUUGUAAUUUAAGUUAAAACUUUUUUCAGUGCAUUAUACUGUCAUAAAGGAAUGUUUCCAUUUUCUUACCUUUAGUUUUUCAUUGAAAUUUGUCACUUAAAAAAAAUGCUCUUCUUGUGUCCAUUUAGUAAAAAAGUAAAUGUG